CAACAAUCAGCGAGUCAACACAAGGUUCUGUACCAUGUAUCUCCAUCGAAGGAUAUACAGCCGACUGUAACAACUAAAAUCCACCUCAAAAGUUCAAAUUGCAACAGAUGGAAUGGAAAAGGAGGGCCACAGAAUAUGUUUAGAGGAUGGCGUUCUCAGUGGAACCCAGGCCUCUCGUUGGUCUCUUUUCCCUAGAGAGAGAGAGAGAGAGAGAGAGAGGGAACGACCCAAUUUUCACCAGCAACAGGCGCUACUGUAAUCACAAGACUAAGAACAACCUCUGCAUUUCUGACUUGAUUUCCCGGCGUAAAGCUGCCAACCGAUGGCUACUCAUUCAAUAAACAUCCAUUCUCCCUCUUUAAGAUGCACCAAGCUCGGAAGAGCGACCGGUUUUCCGCCGACUCCUCCCUGUUUCACAUCAUUCGAAGACCAGCGAUGCAAGGGACCCCCAACCGUCGGAAGACCUUUGGUGGUUUCCCGCCGGCGGAUUCGCACGGAGGCCUUCGUAUGCUCUGCCAUUCAGCAAGAAUCCUCUGCGGCCUCAACGGUAGCUGAGGUGAAGGAAGAGAAACCUGAAGCCCCAAAAGAAGCUCCGCAGAAGCCGAAGCGUGCCCCUCCUGCUAAGACUCCGACGAAACCCCUGCCCGAGCUCAUGGCGGAGGAAGUAAUUCCUCCGCUCAGAGCGAUCCUUCAGGCCGAGAAGGAGCUCUCGGACUUGGAGCUGUUAUUUCAUGACAAUCAGUUGGAGGGUUCGUUUGUGAAGAAUGGUGUGCCAUAUACCUUCUGGGCUUUCUUCCCCAGUGGUGGUCUUAUAGGUCCCAAAGGGUUCUCAUUGUCCUCAUAUGGAUCAGGACCUAGCACUGUGGAACCAUUUCUGGUUGAUGAAAAAAAAAUCACCGCCAAACAUGUUAUCUUUUGGGUGGAGAAAAGGUUAGCUGCACAAGGCAUUCUCCCCGUGUGGAAAGAGUAAAUGACCAGCUUCUCUGUAUGACAAAAAGCUCUCAUAUGAUGUGUAUCAUAUCUUCUUCUGAUUAUUCACAUUAUUUCCUUCUGUAACGUCUCUAUUCAAGCCAUACAAUAAGAAAAAGCAAUCUAGUGGCCAGAAUUUUCAUCUAA
Molecule: messenger RNA, 1116 nt
Organism: Nymphaea colorata (pocket water lily)
Lineage: Eukaryota; Viridiplantae; Streptophyta; Magnoliopsida; Nymphaeales; Nymphaeaceae
Exons: 4
Coding region: 323-970 (215 amino acids)
Source: RefSeq, a predicted model, not a curated record